CUCCGAGUAUUUCAGACAUGGAACAAACUCUGCCACAGUUUUGUUCUACAUCUUCAUUCCUUAUAUUGACCCUGUUGUGUAAUUAUCUCAUAUUUAACAGGCCGUUCAGCAGCCCAGCCGUGUUCAAGAUUCAGCGGGCAGUAUCUGAUGACCAGCUGGCAAGACCAGCCACAGCCUAUGAGAGGCCAACAGACAUGGACUAUAUAGAUAUCUACAGGGACCCUAUGAUGAACAACUUGGUCAAGCCCACUCCCUCGGCAUCCUCUCCCAGGAACUCAGACACCAUAGACAGCAAACCUAGGAAAACACCAGAGACAUACAAGUCUCCAUUUGAAAGAAAGAAAGAGAAAGAGAUUAAAAAACUGAACAAGAAAGUUGAGAAGACAUUUGAGGACCAGCUGGAGCAGCAGCACCACUUGAUAGAAUUCCAGGCCUCCAUCAAAGAGCAGCAGUUAGAACUGAUUGAGAAGGAGUUAAGCAAUAAACUGGAGGCCACCAGAACUCAGGUGACAAACCAGCAAUCUUACCUCAUCCAGCUGAAGCAAAGCCGUGCAGACCCAGAGCUACUGGCUCAGGAGAAACUGGUUGAAAGACAACUCAGGAAAAGAGAGGCAAAGUUAGACAGCAGACUGAAAAUAAUAAGGCAGCAGAAGUCAGAAAUCCAAGAGGCGUACAAGUCCCAGAAAGAGGCUCUUCACAAUUCUGCAAGGACAGAAAGCCCUCGCAGAGUCGGCAGCAGUUUGGAGGAAAAGUUUCAGCAGUAUGUGAAAAGAGAUGGCAAGCUCAACUCCAGACAAGUUUUGGAUAUGCUGUCUCAACAGGAUAAAGAUCAGGAAAAGCUGCAAUCAAAGAUUGAGAAGAGCCGUGUUCUUUCUUUGAGCAAGCAGCUAGAAAUUAAGGAGGUUUCCACAAGACAGAAACUGCAGGAAUUUAAAGAAAGACUAAAACAAGCCAAGCUGGGCAACUACAGCUUUGACAGUUCUGAUAGCAUAAGCUCUCCAGAGAAGACUGGCCAAAGUGUGGACACUAACUCACUUCUAGGGUCUGUGAAUGACCGGCCGACCACCAAUAUGUCUUCCUAUUCAGAUAGUCAAGAUACCUCCGUGUCUUACCAGGAAAGUAGAGAUUCCUCCACCCCAACGGUGCUGAAACCAAAGAUGAGGUACGCUUUUGGAGAGUUAUUGCCUCCAACUCCUGAAGUGCCAGAACAUGAAUCUCCACGGCAACGUGAAUUUAGUCCAAUCAGCAGUCAUCCAGCAGUACCAAAGAUUAAUAUUUUAGACCUUGAAAAUGAUGCAUCUAUGAGUGAACGUGUAAAUGACAGACAUAAGCCUAAUCAUAUGAGAGAUGGUUCAGUAUCCCCACGAGAUGUUCAGAAGACUCCGAGAGAUCCCAGGAAAAAUUUAUUUAUUUUAAACCCUGAGAGGUCACCAGAGAGACACAACAAAAGUGGAGGAAAGUCGACUGAUAAGUGGGAGUCUGCUUAUAGGUAUAAAUCUCCAGAAAGGAGUGUGAACUUUGAUAAUAUGUCAGGCAUACAAGGCAGGGCAAUGUCUCAGUUUUCUGACUUUGAUUCCACUGCAUCCUCAACUGAUCCACUAGCUCAGUACUCAGGCCAGUUCAUCACAUCCUCACCAUUCCAGAAAACUGCAUCCCAUCCAAGUAACAGUAGUGCCAAAUAUCAGAAUAAUCAUCACAAAUCUCCAUCAAAUGAUAAUACUUACACUCACCAGCAGAGAUCCAGGGAACAAGAUUCAGUAAUCACAAACACUUCCAAGGAGAGUAGCAGGUCUGGUAGAAGUCCAGAGAGGAAUGGUAAGAAAUACCGCACCCAGUAUUACAAAGCUCUCCGCAAGGCACAGAAGCAUGGCAAGAGGGCUAAUUUCAGUAAAUUUGAUUUAGACAGAUUAGACAUGGGUAGUAGUUCCUCUAAAAGAUCUCAGCCUGAGGACUAUGACAGAUCAUUUGAGAAAUACACCCCCAGCGAGUAUGUGCAGAAUACAAAUACUAGUUUUGAUGCCAGAAAGAUGGGACUGUCCUCUAAAAGUUUUGACUCAACUUUAGCGUCCAUGCUUGGAAAAGAGGCGUUGAAUGCGCAAUAUACUAGUGACAUCUAUAAUCAGUUUGCCAAUACAAACUCUCCCAGAGGGCAACACCAAUCUCGAUCACCAGAACGGAGAAGGGACAAGGUGAAUUCUCAAAGUAAAAGUCCGGCACGAUCUCGGGGUCGCUCAAGAAAUGAAUCUCCAGAUAGUAGAGACAGAAAAAGCGUAUCUCCCACCAAAAGCCGUGCUCAAAAUUCCAGAAGCAGUAAUUCCCCAAGCAGAUCUUCUGGAUGGAGAAGAAGCAAAGAUGCGUCGCCAAGUAGAAACAACAAUAACAAGACAGCCUCUGGUAAAGAAAGAGGCAGAAAGAAUGACAGAAAUAAAGAGAGAAGGGAGACGUCGCCCAGUAGAAACUCCUGGGGGCCAGAGGCUAAGCUAGAAUGGGAGUCCCGGCUGCCCACAGGAGCCCCAGCUGCCAGAGAGACUGCCAGGGAGACUGCUCUUUUGCAGUCUGGGGCUCCAGUGUGCAGUCUCCUUGAGCAGGCAGACUGCAAAGGGGGCUGCAAAAACUUAACACUUUUUGGAGGAGACUGCAAUGGGGGCUGUAAUAACUUAAUACUUUUUGCGGGGACUGCUAAGGGGACUGCAAUAACUUAA
Lingula anatina is the source of this 2702-nucleotide messenger RNA. RefSeq lists its product as uncharacterized. Gene Ontology annotation, molecular function: ATP binding; microtubule motor activity; microtubule binding. Gene Ontology annotation, biological process: microtubule-based movement. NCBI's taxonomy places the organism in Eukaryota, Metazoa, Brachiopoda, Lingulata, Lingulida, Lingulidae. The record is from RefSeq and is a predicted model, not a curated record.